Amphiprion ocellaris (clown anemonefish) is the source of this 2669-nucleotide messenger RNA. Its product is annotated as gastrula zinc finger protein XlCGF57.1-like. The transcript has 2 exons. NCBI's taxonomy places the organism in Eukaryota, Metazoa, Chordata, Actinopteri, Pomacentridae. The coding region runs from base 53 to 1948 and encodes 631 amino acids. The record is from RefSeq and is a predicted model, not a curated record.
UCCUCCGUCCGAGCCUCCGGUUAGUUUUAAAGAAGAGCAGCAGAGCGACACCAUGAACCAAGUGGAUUCUGUCCAGCAGCAGCGGACUGGAAGUGUGUGUUUGGAGGAGAAAGUGCAGAAGAAACGCCUCCAUCAUCCGAAGGACGUCGUUCUGAAGCAAACCUCCGUGUUCCCUACAGAUGUGCAGAAGGUGUUGGUGAUUAAAGAAGAAGUCCCCUAUGAAUGGAGCUUCACUCUGGACCAACAAAACCCAGAAACCCUCAACAUAAAGGAGGAACAGGAGGAACUGUGGACCAGUCAGGGGGAGACUGAUAUCACCAGGCUUUCAUUCACUGCUGUUCCAGUGAAGAGUGAAGAUGAUGACGAAGAGAAGCCUCUGUCUUUACAGCUUCAUCAGAGCCAAAACAAAGACAACAAGGAGGCAACCAGCAGCUCAGCUAAACAAAUUAAAACAGAAAGUGAUGGAGAGGACUGUGAAGGACCAGAACAAGCUAAAAACCCAAAUCCAAGUACUUAUUUACAACCAUUUACUAAUGGAAAGUGUUCAGAUUGGUCUGAGAUCGAAGUCAGUAUUGAUGAUUGUGAUGAAGAUGAGGAUGAGUGGCAGGAGCCUUUGUCAGACUCUGGACCUGAAAAUGAAGACGGUGACAAAGAAUGGAAGGAGGCCAGGGCAACUAAAUUAUGUGUUAAUGCUGGAUCUAAGACUGGGAAAAAACCCUUUAGCUGCUCUGAGUGUGAUAAACAAUUUCUCUACAAGCAGUCUCUUCAGAGACACAUGACAUGUCAUUCAGGAACAAGGACAACGAGCAGUGUGAUUGUAAAAAAUGAUUCAGAGGUGGGAGUUCAAGAACAAGAGAAACUAUUUAGCUGUAAUGUUUGUGGUCAAAGAUUUAGCCAACAGGGAACGCUGACAAGACACAUGGUAGUUCACACGGGAGAGAAACCAUUUAGCUGUGACGUCUGUGGUAAAAGCUUUAGUCAGCAGGGAACUCUGAAGUCACACAUGACAAUUCACACAGGAGAGAAACCCUUCGGCUGUGAUGUUUGUAGUAAAACAUUUAGUCAACAAAAAACACUGAAGUCACACAUGACUGUUCACACAGGAGAGAAACCAUUUAGCUGUGAUAUUUGUGGAAAAAGAUUCAGUCAACAUGGAACUCUAAAGCGACACAGUAGGGCUCACACGGAAGAUAAACCCUUUGGCUGUAAUAUUUGUGGUAAAAGAUUUAGGCAUCAUUGCAAUCUAAAGUCACAUAUGACAGUUCACAUAGGAGAGAAACUGUUUGGCUGUGAUGAAUGUGGUAAAAGAUUUAGACAUCAUUGCAGUCUGAAGUUGCAUAUGACGGACCAUACAGGAGAAAAACCAUUUACCUGUGAUGUUUGUGGUAAAAGAUUUAGCCAACAGGGACACUUGAAGAGACACAGUGUAGCUCACACAGGAGAGAAACCAUUUGGCUGUGAUGUUUGUGGUCAAAGAUUUAGUCAACAGGGGUCGCUAAAGUCACACAUGACAGUUCACACAGGGGAGAAACCAUUUAUCUGUGAUGACUGUGGUAAAACAUUCAGACAGCAGGGAACUCUGAAAGCACACAUGAUAGUUCACACCGGGGAGAAACCAUUUGGCUGUGACUUUUGUGGUAAAAGAUUUAGCCAACAGCUAACGUUGAAAAGACACAUGGGAGUUCACACAGGAGAGAAACCUUUCAGUUGCAACACGUGCGGUAAAAGUUUUCGACUUUUGCACGUCCUUCAAACACACAUGCGAGUUCACACAGGAGAGAAACCAUUUGGUUGUAACGACUGUGGGAAAAGAUUUAAGCAAAAGUCGCAGCUUCAAACACAUAUGAGUAUUCAUACCGGAGAGAAACCAUUUGACUGUAAGGUUUGUGGUGCAAAAUUUUCACAGCAGGGAAGUCUGACGAGACACAUGAAAGCCCACACCGAAUAGAAACUGUGUGGAAGUGUGUCAAGAACCACAGUACUGUAUUGUUUCAUUGGGUUCAUUUUAAUGCUUCUCUUUUGCAUACAGAUUUUACCACAGAGAGAUUGUUUAUGCAAGUCUGAACACUUUAUCUCACUGAACAUACUGAUCAUCAUGCUGCAAUAUGUAACACUGAUUCUUUUGCUGUAGCCUGUAUUCUACAUCUUUACAUCAGUGCCUUCUAGUCAGUUUCUUUAGUUUCAAUUGGAUGAAGAUAAUAAGCCACUGAUUGCACUGUCAUUGUAAACAUGUUAGCAUUUUAGCUACUGCAUUUAGCUCAAAGUUGUGUCAUAUGUAAUUCUGCUAUGUUGUCACGUUUUUUCUGUGUUUGGAUUUCAAGGCAGUCGUCAACAACUUUUAUUGUGAAAUCUCGAUAACACAGAUGGUCUGUCUGUAUGGUUUUUAUUUAUUGCGUAUCAGGCAAUGUGUGUCUUUAAAAUGAGCUUUUUAUGCUCUAUGAAGUCAGAGCAUAUUCACAGUGAUCCAGUCAUAUGAAACCCUGGGUUGUUCCUCUACAGACUGUAAUGUUAGUGUACAGUUAAAGAAACUGUAGUAUUACUGCAAAGCAAGACAUUUUUCAAUCGCUUCAAAGUAACAUCACUUGAAAUCCGCCAUAAUGAGUCAUUGACUAUCUAAGAGAAGAAGAAAACAAAAAACUGUUUCUGCUACAAUUAAAUCUGAACUCCAA